AUGGCUUCACAACCUGCUGUAUCAGCACUCAGUGCUUACCGCCAAGUUCUCCGCGCCACCCGCAUUGCCUUCCAAAAUGAUACUCGAGUCCUCCUUGCUGCCCGUCAAGAAGCGCGCCAGAACUUUGAGAAGCACCGUCGAUAUGGCGUAGACACACCUAUGCAAAUUAACCAUGCUCUGGAAGUUGCAAGCAUUUUGCGCCACAACAUCGUGCAGGGUGCGAGAGAUGCGGAGGAUGAGAAUGCAAAAUGGGAACUGCGGAUACACGACGAAAUCGAGCGUGGCGAUAACGACUCGAUCAAGGUUGCAGGGAAGAAGGUGAAGGUCGACAAGCCGUGCUCGUCAUAAUAUCUAUCUGGAUAUUGAAGCAUAUUUUGUGAUGUGUAUUAUAGGUUU
Aspergillus nidulans FGSC A4 is the source of this 396-nucleotide messenger RNA. RefSeq names its product protein MZM1. Gene Ontology annotation, biological process: mitochondrial respiratory chain complex III assembly; protein folding. The transcript is spliced from 3 exons. The record is from RefSeq and is a predicted model, not a curated record. Gene Ontology annotation, cellular component: mitochondrion; mitochondrial matrix. The coding region runs from base 1 to 348 and encodes 115 amino acids. Lineage: Eukaryota; Fungi; Ascomycota; Eurotiomycetes; Eurotiales; Aspergillaceae.